Messenger RNA from Nycticebus coucang (slow loris), 814 nucleotides. RefSeq names its product ral guanine nucleotide dissociation stimulator-like. The transcript is spliced from 7 exons. Gene Ontology annotation, molecular function: guanyl-nucleotide exchange factor activity. Lineage: Eukaryota; Metazoa; Chordata; Mammalia; Primates; Lorisidae. The coding region runs from base 1 to 723 and encodes 240 amino acids. The record is from RefSeq and is a predicted model, not a curated record. Gene Ontology annotation, biological process: positive regulation of GTPase activity; Ras protein signal transduction. Gene Ontology annotation, cellular component: plasma membrane.
AUGUGGAUCUUUCUUCCUCCCCAGGAGCAAUUCAAGAAGCUGCUUCCCUGGCAGUGCCUGGACACCAUGCUGAUUGAGCUGGAGUGGGAGGACAUAGCGCUGUUGGCACCAACAGUCGGCGCUGCCCUCAUUCAAUUUGAUACUGUGGUGUAUUUUGUGAUAAGCAUGUGCUUGGAGACCCGCACCAUGAAGGCCCAGGACAGGGCCAGGGUGCUGGAGCUUUGGAUACAGGUGGCCAGGGAGUGUUACAAGUUGAGAAACUACUCAUCUUUGCAUGGCAUAGUCACAGCCCUGAAGGCUGCGCCCAUCCAUAGUCUCCAGGAAACCUGGAGGGCAGUAUCCAGGGAAAGCGCCAGAGCGUACAAAGAACUGUGCGCACACGAUGACAGGAUGACCCGGGAGAAGCUGAUAAAGCUGGGGAUCUCCAAGCUGGCCCACUGGGAAAAAAACCCUCAGAGAGCCCAGAUGAGGCAGCAGAGACGGAAGGGCGUCAUUCCCUUUCUUGGAAUCUUCGUCGAUGACCUAACUCUGCUGCAGAAGUGGACGCAGAAUAAUGUGGCUGCCUUCAAGAUCGUCCAGCAGCUGCAGUUGCUGCAGGUGACUGCCAAUAAUUUCUGUUUUCAACUGGACAAAGAAUUCCAGUCCUGGUUCCAAACCAUGAAGCCACUGGACCAGUACAAUCUCCACAGCUUCUCCUGGGAGCUGGAGCCACCAUUUGAAUAGGCCAACAAGAACAUCAAGGCCGAGGAGACCUGCCUGGGACUGUGUCCACCUUUGAGCUACCUUCAUUUACUCUCCCCUGCCACUCCCUUAC